Molecule: messenger RNA, 5336 nt
Organism: Vombatus ursinus (common wombat)
Lineage: Eukaryota; Metazoa; Chordata; Mammalia; Diprotodontia; Vombatidae
Gene: ACVR2A
Product: activin A receptor type 2A
Exons: 11
Coding region: 199-1740 (513 amino acids)
Biological process (GO): activin receptor signaling pathway; protein phosphorylation; cellular response to growth factor stimulus
Cellular component (GO): plasma membrane; activin receptor complex
Molecular function (GO): activin receptor activity; activin binding; ATP binding
Source: RefSeq, a predicted model, not a curated record
GUUUGUUUGUUUCUGGUGUUGCCUUUUGUUGUGAUUGUUGUUGCUGGUGUUGCCCACCCCGUGGAGCGUUUCGAUUGAGGGAGCUCCGACUAUGCCCUAUGACGGUUGACUGGACACCGGGGGUUUGGCUCCGAGGAAGACCCAGGGCACUGGAAAUCUCGCCAGAACUUGCUUCGGAUUCCCCGGUGCCUCGGGAAAAUGGGAGCCGCUGCAAAGUUGGCGUUUGCUGUCUUUCUUAUCUCUUGUUCUUCAGGUGCUAUACUUGGCAGAUCAGAAACACAGGAGUGCAUCUUCUAUAAUGCUAAUUGGGAAAAAGAUAGAACGAAUCGUACUGGUGUUGAACCUUGUUAUGGUGACAAAGAUAAAAGACGACACUGCUUUGCAACUUGGAAAAAUAUUUCUGGCUCAAUUGAAAUAGUAAAGCAAGGUUGUUGGUUAGAUGAUAUUAACUGUUAUGACAGGAAUGAUUGUGUUGAAAAAAAGGACAACCCUGAAGUCUAUUUCUGUUGCUGUGAAGGCAACAUGUGCAAUGAAAGGUUUUUCUAUUUUCCGGAGAUGGAGAUCACAAUACCAACUUCCAAUCCAGUUACACCCAAGCCACCCUUGUUCAGCACCUUGCUUUACUCAUUGGUACCUAUCAUGCUAAUUGCGGGAAUCGUGCUGCUUUCGUUUUGGAUGUAUAGACAUCACAAGUUGGCAUACCCUCCUGUACUUGUUCCAACCCAAGAUCCAGGACCACCUCCACCUUCUCCAUUACUAGGCUUGAAGCCCUUACAGUUAUUAGAAAUAAAAGCAAGGGGAAGAUUUGGUUGUGUCUGGAAAGCUCAGUUACUCAAUGAGUAUGUGGCUGUCAAGAUAUUUCCAAUACAGGACAAACAGUCAUGGCAAAAUGAAUAUGAAGUAUAUAGUCUUCCUGGAAUGAAACAUGAGAAUAUAUUGCAGUUUAUUGGUGCAGAAAAACGAGGCACCAGUGUUGAUGUUGAUCUUUGGCUAAUCACUGCAUUUCAUGAAAAGGGUUCAUUAACUGACUUUCUAAAGGCUAAUGUGGUCUCUUGGAAUGAAUUGUGCCACAUUGCUGAAACUAUGGCCAGAGGAUUGGCGUAUUUACAUGAAGAUAUACCUGGUUUAAAAGAUGGUCACAAACCUGCCAUAUCACACAGGGACAUCAAAAGCAAAAAUGUGUUGUUGAAAAACAAUCUUACAGCUUGUAUUGCUGACUUUGGUUUGGCAUUAAAAUUUGAGGCAGGGAAGUCUGCAGGUGAUACCCACGGACAGGUUGGUACCCGAAGGUAUAUGGCUCCAGAAGUUUUAGAGGGUGCUAUAAACUUUCAAAGAGAUGCAUUUUUGAGAAUAGAUAUGUAUGCCAUGGGAUUAGUCCUGUGGGAACUUGCCUCCCGGUGCACUGCCGCAGAUGGUCCCGUGGAUGAGUACAUGUUGCCAUUUGAAGAGGAAAUUGGCCAGCAUCCAUCCCUUGAAGAUAUGCAGGAAGUUGUUGUGCAUAAAAAAAAGAGACCUAUUUUAAGGGAGUGUUGGCAGAAACAUGCUGGAAUGGCAAUGCUUUGUGAAACAAUAGAAGAAUGUUGGGAUCACGAUGCAGAAGCCAGGUUAUCAGCAGGCUGUGUAGGGGAAAGGAUUAUUCAAAUGCAAAGACUAACAAAUAUUAUCACAACAGAGGACAUUGUGACUGUGGUCACUAUGGUGACAAACGUUGACUUUCCUCCCAAAGAAUCCAGUCUAUGAUAAUUACAUUGGUUGUUCACACUGAGAAAUAGGACUCAGAACUGGAGCUGCUAAGCUAAUGAGACUGCUUACAGUUUAAAAUGUUUUCUGUGUGAAACAGAGUGGUGAGUCUUUUGGGAAUGGUGGUAAGGAGUCCGUCUUUUAAAAAUGUGGAUCCAAAAGACCUACUGCGUUCCCUACAUAGACUUGAAGGGCAUAUGACCAAGCAAAGAGGCAAACUCAAUCAAGAAACUUCUCAGAUGUAAAUGAAGAAUGUGGCUCUCUAUGGAUCAUAUGGACCUGUCUAAUCAAGCAUUUAAAAACUGACAUCAGAUUUCUUAAUGUCUGUCAGAAGACACUAAUUCCUUAAAUGAACUACUGCUAUUUUUUUUAAAUCAAAAACUUUUCAUUUCAGAUUUUAAAAAGGGUAACUUGUUUUUAUUGCAUUUGCUGUUGUGUUUAUAUCAAUGACUAUUGUAAUGCCAAUAUGACACAGCUUGUGAAUGUUUAGUGUGCUGCUGUUCCGUGUACAUAAACAGUCAUCAAAGUGGGAUACAGUAAAGAGGCUUCCAAGCAUUACUUUAACCUCCCUCAACAAGGUAUACCUCAGUUCCAUGGUUGCUAAAUUAUGAUUGAAAACACUAACAAAAUUUGAAUAAUAAAUCAGUCCAUGUUUUGUAAAGACGUAUUACAAAUUCACUGUGUUAUUUAAAAAAAAGGGUAAGCUAUGCUUUGUGCCAACAGGAAGUGGCCAUUCCUAAAGCAGUGUUGUAAGCCUUUUCUUGUGCUAGCUCAUGUUUAAAAAAAAGUGCUGUUGUUUUGAAAUGAAAACCUUAACAUCGUUUCCCCACCCCCCAUCCCCUUCUCCUUGUUUUUAGUUUAAAGCUUCAUCUUACCUCCAGUUCCCAAAAUAAUACAUAUACUUAUUUUACUUCAAUACUAUUUAGGUUUGCUGUGUCUGAGGAAUAUUUGAAAAUGUAAAGCAUGAUUUUUUUUUAAAAAGUGUUUUUUAAGUGAGCUGUGACACUGGAAAGCUCUUAGUUUUCUUAUUAAUUUUUUUAAAUAGACUUUUUCCUAUUUAUGUAUGUACAGUCUUAGUGUAUUUUCUUUCAUCCAACAGUAUGCAGUGCAUUCUGUAUCACUGUUUCAAGGAUCACCUCAGGAAGCUUCAUUACCCAGAAUUCCUCACUCUCUGCUUUGAGACUUAUAACUAGGUACACUUUUGCUUGGUGCCAUCUUGUCAGAGUAAUAUUUGAUGUCUGUGAUGUGUAAGAUUAUCCUAGAAUAAGUUAUACACCUUAGACACAGAUUUCAGAUAUUACUACUAAAAAAAUCAGGGAUAACAAGUUAAGCUUAUAACUUCAAAUAUGCAAUCAAUUUAGAGGUAACCAAUGUUGAUGUAGGUAGCACGGCCUAGCAAAACAAAUAUGACAAUAUUCAAAUUAUUUUCAAAAAUUUUCCAAGAUUAACUUAAGAUAAUCGAUGGCUUAUUGCUAAAACAAACAAACACACCAGGAUUGAUAGUAACUAGGUGCCAAAGUGCUUUUCAUAGGAAAAUGAUUGGGUCCUCCUUCAGCAUAUAUAGGCCAAAUUAAAAUGUAAUGGUUUCUAAAAUCUCUAGAUUAUUGACCAGUGCUAGCCAGUAUUAUGCGAUAUAAUUUUGUCAGACCUUUUUAAAAUCAUGCAUUAAUUUUAUAAAGGAGUUUUUUUUUUUUAAUGUCACUAUCAGGAGCUCACUGUGAAUGUGUUAUAUUCAGAUGGUUAUUUAAGACCACACAGACAGUUCAUUUUACAUAUGAUAUGCACUUAAUCUCUGGGAACAAUAACAAAAUUAAUUAUUUAUGAGACUUAGGUCAACAUACUCUAAGCAGGGAGGGGAAGAAGGGUAAUAGCAAUGUUGUUUGUAUUUAACAUCCCAUCCAGAACCAUUCUGUUUGCUGUUUGUCCCUUUCAUCACUUGGAUUUCAUUGUAACCAUCAAAUGCCCAUUUCUAUGUUGAAUGCAUCUGCUUUAUGUGUUUUUGCAAAGCAAACUGCUUGGGCUCCCUCCUGGUUUCUUGAUUUGAAUUUUGUUUUGCUUCCAUGUUCUGACACAAAUCAAGAAGGGAACCCGUUGAGGAAAUUUGAAUACAUGAUGGAACUUUUUCCACCUUUUAAAGAUUUAUUUCUACUUGUUUUCACUGUUUAGCCCUCUUUUUAAAAAAAAACAAACAAAAAAAACCACACACAACUAAAAGAAAAACCAAGGGGUAUUAUGAAUGUUUGGCUUAUGUGAGCACUAGAGGUAAAUUUUAUAAAACUCAUUAGCAAAAAUAUAUGAUGUUUUUCUCUUCAUGGUAGAAAAGAAACAAACCCUGUUUUUAGAACUCCUGGAUAUUGUACUUAACUGUAGUUAGCCAAUUUUAUGACUUGUAUCCUUUUGAAAACUAUGUUGGUAGUAAAAUACUUUUAUAACUAGUGAAGUAAGAAUGCUUCAGUGACCUGUCCUGAUUCCUAGUCAUGUUAAGACUUUGUUUUGCAGGGCAUUUUGUGUUUGGUUUACAGUCAGUACAAAAGUGGGCAAGCUAACAGAAAGAAAGUCUGAGCUUGGCCUAGGAAUACUGAAAAAAAAAAAAAAAGCAAGAUUGAAGAGAAUGAAAAUCAUGACCUUUGUUGUGGGGUUUUUUUGUGACCCUGAUAACUUUUUUCCUCAUGUAUAUGGUGCUCCUCAUGGCUCAUCUUGUAUUUUGCCUUUCUGAUACCAAGUCAGACUCGCUGCUCUAACUUAUACUCUUUACCUUGCCCAGAUCUACGAAAGAGGAUUGCUGUAUGACCAACUGCCAUAGGACUGAUGGAUUAACCAGUGUUUGGCUUUACUGGAAGUCUAUGCCCUGCACAGCUCUUGUAUGUAUUUAGAUGCUAGGAAGUUUUUAGCAUGUGAAGUGUGAUUAAUAUUUGAACGUUUAUUACAAGUACCUUAUGAAUUCCAGAACAGAGACUGUGCCUCAUAAUUGUUGAUCCCUUGAAUUUGCACUAUCCUUUAUGGUGACAUUUAAAAAAAAAAAAUCAGGAAAGAAAAGGACUAUCUUACUAACUUUUUGGGAAUCAGAAACAAAAUUCAUUGUGCAUGAAAUUUUUAAAAAGUCACUCCUUUCCUUACCCCCGCCACUGCAACAAAAUAACUUCUAAAUUUAUCCCAAAAUAUUGGUGGGGAAAUAUACCCUGACCAGGUUCACUAGAAUAAAUUAAUUACUGCUUAAGAAAAAUGUUUCACCACUGAUUUUUCCACUUCUUUUUUUUAAAAACCUUUCUAGUAAAUUACUUUUUAGGAACAUUUGGUAUAAUAUGCAUAAAAUUAUUUACUGAUUUAUGGGCAAAAUGAUACAAGUAGCAUCCUUGAUUGAACAUCAUUUACCUCAGAUAUCCAACCAGCAGUACGUUUUUUAUGCAGUCUCAAUCCAUACACUAUUUGUUACCUCUCAAAAUAUUGGUAAGCAAUUAUUUGAGCUUUACUCUCUGUAUUUCUUGUCAGUGUUUUGGGCACAGGUUGUUGUACUACUGUCAAACUGUACUUGCUAUUUUUCUGCAAGUAUAUAACAAAAAAUACAAAAAAAAAAAAGCCCCACAAAACCCCACCCU